ACAAGUUUAUUAUUCGCAUAAAAUUGUUAUGAAUAACAUUGUUUAUGAAACAAUAAUUUGUCUUGUUGAAUCAAUUUAUCAAGAUGGCAGAUAGUUCCAAAUAUGAUGCGCGAUUUUCCAGCAGUGUUGCAUUCUCUAAUGUAGAUUCCAGUCCAACUAGCAAAAAAUUUAAAGCUAAAUAUGAUAUAAUCCUUCAAGAAGAACCAGUUGUCGUUUUGCUUGGCUGGGGAGGAUGCAAAGAGCGUCAUCUCUCCAAAUACAGUUCUAUCUAUGGAAAACAAGGCUGUACCACCUUAAUGUAUAUCGGACCAUCGGAUAUGUUAAUUUCUACAAACUCUCGGAAAAUAUUAACAACUAACGCCAAGAAAAUCGUGAAUUUGCUGGAAGAAAUGGAACUGAUUGAAAAACCGUUAUUUUUUCAUUGCUUCAGUAAUGGAGGAGCUUUAAUGUACGAUCUCAUUAGAGAAGUUUUAUUAAAAAGAAACGAAAUAUACAACAUCAGAGGAUGUAUUUUUGAUAGUGGUCCGGCAGAAGUUAAAUUAUCUUAUGUGUGCCGUAUGUUAUCGACAAUGAUUCCAACUGAAGCCUAUACGAGAUAUAUUCUUGCGAUUGCCAUCUUUUUACGUUUACAUGUAAUAUAUCUUUACAACUGGAUUCUAAGUUAUUUCAUAGACAAUGAAGAAACUUUACGAAGGCAAAGCGUUUGGCACAGUUUAAUACACGAACCAAAUAUCUGUCCUCAGCUUUUCCUGUUUUCAAGAGAUGACGAUGUGUGCGAUUUUAAGAGCAUACAAAACUUUAUAGCGCAUCGCAAGGACAGAGACGUCAUUGUCGAUUUUUACAGAUGGGAUCAGACUCCUCACGUAUGCCACUACAGAUAUUAUCCAGAUCAAUACGAGAGGAUAGUAUUGGAUUUUGUUGCCAGAAAUCUGGAAUGAUUUUCAAUUUAUCAGCAGUUCAAAAUUAAUGUUUUAUAAUCAAGAAAAACAAUAGAAAGCAAAACUAUGGUUGAAUUUAAAAUCUUAUAUGAUCUUCGUCUCUAAUAUAAAGGAUAAUAAAAAUUUUAUUUUGGACUCUUAUAUUUCUAUAUUAUCAUGUUAAUAUGAAAUACAAUUAUAUUUUUCAUCAUUAUUUUAUUUUAUGAAUAUAUUGUUAAUGUAUGUGAGAAGAGUACACAGUUACUCUUAAACAAAAUACUGUAUUUACUAAGUCAUUAUUUGCGUAUU
Molecule: messenger RNA, 1226 nt
Organism: Centruroides sculpturatus (bark scorpion)
Lineage: Eukaryota; Metazoa; Arthropoda; Arachnida; Scorpiones; Buthidae
Product: transmembrane protein 53-like
Exons: 3
Coding region: 84-938 (284 amino acids)
Source: RefSeq, a predicted model, not a curated record